This is a messenger RNA of Propithecus coquereli (Coquerel's sifaka), 763 nucleotides long. RefSeq names its product coiled-coil domain containing 107 (gene CCDC107). The record is from RefSeq and is a predicted model, not a curated record. The coding region runs from base 17 to 763 and encodes 248 amino acids. The transcript is spliced from 6 exons. NCBI's taxonomy places the organism in Eukaryota, Metazoa, Chordata, Mammalia, Primates, Indriidae.
AGUGUGUGGGCCGGCAAUGGCGGGCGCGCUCUCGUUGUCUGGCGUGCUGGGGCUGCUACUUGUGUCUGCGCUGCCCGGGGUUCUCGGAGACCGUGCCAGCCCCGACUUCCGGGCACACACAGGGAACCCCUCCCAGGUCGGCUCUGGGGCCACAGAAGCCCGGCAGCGAUUGCCGCCUAAGGACCAGCGCGAGCGGGCCCGGACUGGGGCCCUGCCUUUGGGGGCGCUGUACACCGCGGCCGUCGUGGCUUUUGUGCUGUACAAGUGUUUGCAGCAGGGGAGAGAUGAGGCCGCAGUUCUCCAAGAGAAGGCAGGCAAGAAGCAAUCGUUGCAGUUAGAGCAACAGCUGGCUCAACUGACUCAACAAGUGGCCCAGACAGAGCAGCACCUGAACAAUCUGAUGGCCCAGCUGGACCCCCUCUUUGAGCGUGUGACUACCCUGGCUGGAGCCCAGCAGGAGCUUCUAAACAUGAAGCUAUGGACCAUUCACCAGCUGCUCCAAGAUAACAAGCCAGACAAAGGCAUGGAGGUUCCAGAACCAGAAGCCAACAUACCCUUUCCCGAGGACUUACGUCUAGAGGAGGACGAGGAGGAGCCUGUAAACUGGAGCACAGAGACAUGGAACCUAGCCACUUCCUGGGAGGUGGAGCAGGGGCUAAGGAGAAGGUGCAGCAGGGCUGCAGCAAAGGGCCCCAAUCACAGCCCCAGCCGGGAAGGAGGGACCACAGCUGAGGAUUUAGUAAAACAAAGUCUGUUGUUGUGA